AUGCCAGCUCCAUACAAGAAAGGUUCCGAGAAGAAGGGUGCUACCCUGUUCAAGACCAGAUGUCUACAGUGCCACACCGUCGAGAAGGGCGGACCACACAAGGUCGGUCCUAACUUGCACGGUGUCUUUGGCCGUAACUCCGGCCAGGCUGAGGGCUACUCCUACACCGACGCUAACAUCAAGAAGAAUGUCCAGUGGUCCGAGCAGACCAUGUCUGACUACUUGGAAAACCCAAAGAAGUACAUCCCAGGUACCAAGAUGGCCUUCGGUGGUUUGAAGAAGGAGAAGGACAGAAACGACCUGAUCACCUACAUGGUUAAGGCCUGCAAAUAA
Molecule: messenger RNA, 333 nt
Organism: Lachancea thermotolerans CBS 6340
Lineage: Eukaryota; Fungi; Ascomycota; Saccharomycetes; Saccharomycetales; Saccharomycetaceae
Gene: CYC7
Product: cytochrome c isoform 2
Exons: 1
Coding region: 1-333 (110 amino acids)
Biological process (GO): mitochondrial electron transport, ubiquinol to cytochrome c; mitochondrial electron transport, cytochrome c to oxygen
Cellular component (GO): mitochondrial intermembrane space
Molecular function (GO): electron transfer activity; heme binding
Source: RefSeq, a predicted model, not a curated record